This is a messenger RNA of Puccinia triticina, 648 nucleotides long. RefSeq lists its product as uncharacterized. The coding region runs from base 1 to 648 and encodes 215 amino acids. NCBI's taxonomy places the organism in Eukaryota, Fungi, Basidiomycota, Pucciniomycetes, Pucciniales, Pucciniaceae. The record is from RefSeq and is a predicted model, not a curated record. The transcript has a single exon. Gene Ontology annotation, biological process: microtubule-based movement. Gene Ontology annotation, molecular function: minus-end-directed microtubule motor activity; dynein intermediate chain binding; dynein light intermediate chain binding. Gene Ontology annotation, cellular component: dynein complex.
AUGAAACUGUCACCAUACUACAAGACUUUUGAGGACAAUGUGGAGAUUUGGACGGAUAGAUUGAAUCGGAUGGAAGGGACAUUCAAGAAAUGGAUUGAUGUCGAACGCCAAUGGGUCUAUCUUGAAGGUAUAUUUUCUGGUAAUGCUGACAUCAAGCACCUCCUAGCCAACAAGAGUAACCGAUUUGACCACAUUAACGCCAAAUACCUGGGCCUCAUGAAGAGGGGUUUUAGAUUGCCGCACGUCCUAGACGUGGUUCAGAUACCCAAGGUUCUCAAAACUCUUGAUAGACUAGUUGAGGACUUCAGCAAGCUGCAAAACACUUUUGGUGAAUAUCUGGAGAACAAGCGUUCAUCCUUUCCUCGCUUCUACUUUGUCGGUGAUGAAGAUCUACUCAAAAUACUUGGAAACAGCAAAGACAUUCUCCGACUCGUCAAACACCUCAAGAAAAUGUUUGCGGGACUAUCCACCCUUAGUUUCAAUGAGGAAGUGACUCAAAUCAAAAAAAUGUGCUCACACAAAGGAGAAGAAGUCCCUUUCUCAACUCCAAUUAUUCUGAAAGAUUACCCUAAAAUCAAUGAUUGGUUGACCAGGCUCAAGUUGCAGAUGCAAUCUUCCCUGGCCAAGCUGCUUUUGCAAGGCGGUUGA